CUUCGGCGCUGCACUCACGGUGGAUUUAGGAGAGAUAUUAUGAGGCUGUUGUCAUUAGGGCGAUCGCGGCCGAAUCACUGAAUCGCUUUGCGCCUCGGCGGCGGCGGCGGCGGCAGCGGCGCCCGGGUCGGGAGGUGUGUGUGUGUGGAGAGAGCCCGCAGCAGCGCGCGGAUGCCUGCCUGCCCGCCCGCCUGGGCACGCGUGUGCGUGUGAGUGAGCGAGCGAGCCGGUGCCUGCCUGCCCGUGUGCGAGUGUGUGUGAAAGGUGGCGGGAGUGAGUGAGGGUGUUUGUGUGCGUGUAUGAGAGAGAGAGGGGAGUGCGCGCGCGCGGCUGAGUGCGUGUGUGCGUUUGGAUGAGGGUCUCUAUGUGGCUGCGCGUGCGGGUGCGGGUGUGGAUGCGCGUGGGGUGCGUGAUCCCCCUGUCCCUCCCCUCUUCCUCUUCUUCUUUCUCUGCGCCUUCUCCGUCUUCCUGUCUUCCUUUCUUUUCGCUUUGAUCCAGCUCCUCUCUCUCUUUCUCUCUCUUUCCCUUUCUCUCUCUUUCUCUUUCUCUCUCUCGUUUUCCGACCCCCCUUCCCCGUCCGCCAGGCUGGGUCCCAUGGUGUUCAGGUCCCCUCUAGAGCUCUAUCCCACCCACUUCUUCCUGCCAAACUUCCCCAGCGACCCGCACCACCACCACCGCUCGCUCCUUCUGGCCAGCGGUGGCAGCAGCUCCGGACCUGGAGGAGGAGGAGGAGGCAGCGGCGGUGGCAGCGGCGGCAGCGGCAGUGCCGCCACCGGUUGUAGCGGAGGAUCCGCCGGUGGCGGCGGCGGAGGAGGAGGCGCCUCUCGAGGAGCCCCGGAAGAACUGUCCAUGUUCCAGCUGCCCACACUCAACUUCUCCCCGGAGCAAGUGGCCAGCGUCUGCGAGACGCUGGAGGAGACGGGCGACAUCGAGAGGCUGGGCCGCUUCUUGUGGUCGCUGCCGGUAGCGCCGGGGGCAUGCGAGGCGAUCAACAAGCACGAAUCCAUCCUGCGCGCCCGGGCGGUGGUGGCCUUCCACACGGGCAACUUUCGAGACCUUUACCACAUCCUGGAGAACCACAAGUUCACCAAGGAGUCGCACGGCAAGCUGCAGGCUAUGUGGCUGGAAGCGCACUACCAGGAAGCCGAGAAGCUCCGCGGGAGACCUUUGGGCCCCGUCGACAAGUACCGCGUGCGCAAGAAGUUCCCCUUGCCCAGGACCAUCUGGGACGGCGAGCAGAAGACGCACUGCUUCAAGGAGAGGACUCGCAGCCUCCUGAGGGAGUGGUACCUCCAGGACCCCUAUCCCAACCCCAGCAAGAAAAGGGAACUGGCGCAGGCCACCGGCCUCACCCCCACGCAAGUGGGCAACUGGUUCAAGAACCGCAGGCAGAGAGACCGGGCGGCCGCCGCCAAGAACAGGCUCCAGCACCAGGCGAUCGGACAGAGCGGCAUGCGGUCCUUGUCAGAACCGGGCUGCCCUACCCACAGCUCGGCGGAGUCUCCGUCCACGGCGGCCAGCCCCACCACAAGCGUCUCCAGCCUGACGGAACGAGCCGAGACGGGCACGUCCAUCCUCUCGGUAACCUCCAGCGACUCAGAAUGUGAUGUAUGAUAACGGAACAA
Messenger RNA from Podarcis muralis (Common wall lizard), 1625 nucleotides. RefSeq names its product SIX homeobox 3 (gene SIX3). NCBI's taxonomy places the organism in Eukaryota, Metazoa, Chordata, Lepidosauria, Squamata, Lacertidae. The record is from RefSeq and is a predicted model, not a curated record. Gene Ontology annotation, cellular component: transcription regulator complex; nucleus. Gene Ontology annotation, molecular function: DNA-binding transcription factor activity, RNA polymerase II-specific; RNA polymerase II cis-regulatory region sequence-specific DNA binding. Gene Ontology annotation, biological process: eye development; regulation of transcription by RNA polymerase II; brain development.